Messenger RNA from Humulus lupulus (European hop), 2285 nucleotides. Its product is annotated as riboflavin biosynthesis protein PYRR, chloroplastic. The transcript has 9 exons. The coding region runs from base 73 to 1890 and encodes 605 amino acids. Gene Ontology annotation, biological process: riboflavin biosynthetic process. Lineage: Eukaryota; Viridiplantae; Streptophyta; Magnoliopsida; Rosales; Cannabaceae. The record is from RefSeq and is a predicted model, not a curated record. Gene Ontology annotation, molecular function: diaminohydroxyphosphoribosylaminopyrimidine deaminase activity; 5-amino-6-(5-phosphoribosylamino)uracil reductase activity; NADP binding.
GUACGUAAGGGAAGAGUUUAUUACUAAUAAGAAGAAAGAAAGAAAGAGUAGAAUAUGUUUUUUUAGUUUGUGAUGGCAUUGUCUAUAGGAAUAGGAACACUCCGUGUCUCUCCCUUACUAUGCAGAGCCGCUUCUAACGAUGGCCACAGUCCCAACCACGCCAAUAUUGCCUCGCCCUCCAUUUCUCACGCGCGCGACGCCGCUUACAUACGACGCGCCGUUGACCUCGCCGAUAUGUCCGCCGGCUUCACUUCCCCUCAUCCUAAUUUCGGCUGCGUUAUCGCUACAUCUUCCGGCACCGUUGCCGGCGAGGGAUUCCUCUACGCCCAGGGGACUAAACCUGCAGAGGUUCUCGCCGUCGAGGCUGCCGGCGAGUUUUGCCGAACGUCCACUGCUUAUCUCAAUAUGGAGCCCGGUGAUUGCCACGGCGACCAUGCCGCCGUCUCUGCUCUCAUUGAGGCAGGGAUUGCGAGGGUUGUGGUUGGGAUUAGGCAUCCUCUGCAGCAUCUCAGAGGCAAUGCUGUGCGGGCGUUGAGAGGUCAGGGAGUGCAGGUCGAUGUGCUUGGAGAGGACCUCAAAAGCAAAACCAUUGAGAAUGUUCGAAAAUCAUGCCUCCUAGUCAAUGCACCUGUGAUUUGUAGAGCAGCUUCCCGAGUUCCCUUCUCUGUUUCCAAGUUUGCAAUGACCCUUGAUGGGAAAAUUGCUACUAGUAGUGGACAUGCAUCGUGGGUAAGCAGCAAAGUCUCUAGAAGUCGAGUUUUUGAAAUGCGGGGUAGGAGUGAUGCUGUUGUUGUUGGAGGGAAUACAGUUCGGAGGGACAAUCCGAAACUGACCGCAAGACAUGGAGGUGGGCAUAUGCCCAUGCGGAUUGUAAUGUCACAGACUCUUGAUCUACCCGAGGAAGCAAAUCUUUGGGAUGUGUCAGAUGCAUCUACCAUAGUUGCAACCCAAAGGGGUGCUAGAAGAAGUUUCCAGAAAUUACUUGCUUCUAAAGGAGUUGAAGUAGUUGAGUUUGACAUCUUAAAUCCUAGAGAUGUUAUGGAAUAUUUUCAUGAUCGUGGAUAUCUUUCGGUUUUGUGGGAAUGUGGUGGAACAUUAGCUGCGUCUGCAAUUUCAGCUGGAGUAAUACACAAGGUUUUCGCAUUCGUUGCUCCUAAGAUUAUAGGUGGAAAAUACGCUCCAUCUCCUGUAGGUGAACUUGGGAUGGUUGAGAUGUCACAAGCUUUAGAUUUGAUUGAUGUUUGCUAUGAGCAGGUUGGACCAGACAUCCUUAUUAGCGGGUUUCUUCAGCCCAUACCGGAUGUAACACCUGUUAUUCCAUCAGUUGAAGAAACUUAUGCAAUUGAUCAGACCGUUACUCCAUAUGAAUCAAAAGUCAUUUUCUUUUACAAAACAUGGGACCUUUAUGGUGCUUUUUCAAAUUUUUCUCCUCAUCCAAUUCAGAUGCCUGAUGACAAUGGUGAUUAUGUCACCUGGUCGAGUGUGGAACAUUACUACCAGGCUAAGAAGUUUAUUGAGGUCGAUGAUCCUCUGGCUCAAGAUUGUGUAGCAAGGAUAAAGUCAGCUAAAAGUCCGGAGGAGGCUGCAAGAUUAGGAAGAUCAAUGCAGAGGCAGCGCCCUGAUCUGGUAAGAUCUGAUUGGGAAAGUGCCAAGAUCAAUGCUAUGUACAAGGCAGUGAAAUGUAAGUUCUCAAUUUAUCCGCAUCUGAAUUCGAUGUUGCUUUCUACUGCUGGAUCUGUUCUUGUUGAAGCUUCACCGCAUGAUCUUUUCUGGGGUGGAGGCCGAGAUGGAGAAGGAUUAAACUAUUUGGGGCGGCUUUUAAUGCAAUUAAGAUCCGAGUUUCUCGGUGAGUCCCCUGCAUCUAAUCAAAACACUUUUGUAGUUGGGUAGCAGUAGCAGCAAAGCUAGUAUUCUUGAUUCACGAGUUCUUUCUUGCAACCUUAAUAUUGUUACAACAGAGUCAGAGUUUUCAUUUGAUAUAAGAAAAUUUUAGAACCUAAUUGUGGACAUAAAGUCUUAGCCAAAGUAGCUAGAAGGGUGCAGAGGGUUCAAUAUUCUAGUCUAACUUAAAACAUGCAGAAGAAUUCAAAUGUUUGAAGUACAUUGUCACUUUUACAAGUUUUUAAUUUGAAGUACAUUGUAUAAGUGAAGAUGAACAUCUUCUUGUAACAGGCGAUUAGUGUUUGAUUUCACUGGUCUGUUGAAUGUUUGCCAUUGUAUUUCUUUGGCUUGCUCUCAAGAUUUCAACUUAUAAACAGUGAAAUAUGUUAAUCGAAAAGUUGUUA